Molecule: messenger RNA, 5049 nt
Organism: Myotis davidii
Lineage: Eukaryota; Metazoa; Chordata; Mammalia; Chiroptera; Vespertilionidae
Gene: PASK
Product: PAS domain containing serine/threonine kinase
Exons: 18
Coding region: 563-4696 (1377 amino acids)
Biological process (GO): protein phosphorylation; negative regulation of glycogen biosynthetic process; intracellular signal transduction
Cellular component (GO): cytoplasm; cytosol; nucleus
Molecular function (GO): ATP binding; protein serine/threonine kinase activity
Source: RefSeq, a predicted model, not a curated record
GAAGUGCACGCACGGAGCCGUAGCUGCAGGCGAGCGGAGAGAAAAAUUUGAGCUGGCUCGUAGCGGGUCUCUGCGAGGGGCUGCAAAGUGCGGACUUUCAAGCCUCAUCAACCGCGCCUGCACAAUGGGCUGAAUUUGUCCCGGCGUCGCCGCGCGGACUUAGCCUGUGUAAAGGGGCCUCCUCCAGUUAACGCUCAGCUCAGGGCUGCCUCAGCGCGGGGCACCCGCGCUCGUGCCGGGGGCCACUGCGCAGCAGGUUCUGAGCAGGUCGAGACCCCGGAUGCCGACCCAAUACAGGCAGGCGCUGCAGUCUCUCGGUCCUCGGCCCCGCAGUCGCGCUUGGCCCGUGAAGGAGUCGUCCCCGCAGCCCCCGCCUCCAGGACGGGGUGCUCAUCCUUCUCAAUUCCGAGAAAGAAGGCACCGGCGACUGCGGGACCAGGUUGGAGGAGGCGCUGGCGCCUCUCAGGCGCCGUAGGAGCCUGGUGCGUCCUUAGCUACCGUUAGCGCGGGCUUCCCCACUCCGGCUCGCUAGCUCCCGUCCACAGGAGCCAGUGGUUGGCCUAUGGGACCUGUCAAUCGGCGUGAGUUGCUCUACGAUUGGCCGGCAGGACUGGAGGGGAAGAACGGUUUCCUCGUGGCGGGGUAUUCGGUCGGGUGUCGUUCGUCGGCUCCAGUUGACGGCUGUUCCACGGCCUACCAUCUCUCAAUGGAGGACAGAGGCUCACCCGCCUUGGAAAAGGACUGGAGGUGUCUGUGUGGGAACCCAUCCUCGUUGGCACCCUCUGAGGGCCCCGCUGUGCAGACCUCCCCCCAGCUCAGCAAGUCUGUGUCCUCGGCCCACAGACACCUGAACAGAAGGAAUGGGCUCUCGAAGCUCUGCCAGAGCAGGAUGGCACUCUCCGAAGAUAGAUGGUCCUCCUAUUGUCUCUCAUCAUUGGCUGCCCAAAACAUCUGCACAGGGAAAGUGCAGUGCUCAGCCAUGGCCGAGCAGGCAGACCCAGCUGGGUUCCUGGGCAGCAUGUCCUGCUGCUCAUUGCUGCGCGGCUUGUCCUCGGGGUGCUCCACGCCCCUGCUCCCGGCCCCUGCGGGCAACCCCAACAAGGCCAUCUUCACGGUGGAUGCCAAGACUUCAGAGAUCCUGGUUGCCAACGACAAUGCUUGCCGGCUCCUGGGGUACAGCAGCCACGAUCUCAUCGGCCUGAAGCUCACGCAGUUCUUUCUGAAGCCAGACUGCGAUGUGGUGGAAGCGCUCAGCGAGGAGCAUGUGGAGGCCGACGGCCAUGCUGCCGUGGUGUUUGGCACAGUAGUGGACGUUGUGAGCCGAAGCAGUGAGCGGAUCCCAGUGUCCGUGUGGAUGAAGAGGAUGAAGCAGGAGCCCCGCCUGUGCUGUGUGGUCGUGCUGGAGCCAGUGGAGAGGGUCUCAGCCUGGGUCUCUUUCCAAAGUGAUGGAACGGUCACAUCGUGUGACAGUGUCUUUGCCCAUCUGCACGGCUACGAGUGUGGGAACGAGGUGGCUGGGCAACGCAUCACAGACCUGAUCCCUUCCGUGCAGCUCCCUGCACCUGGCCAGCCUCUCCCACAGGUGGGAGCCAAGGAUGGUACCACCUUCCCUCUGAGCUUAAAGCUGAAACCUAAGCCCAAUAGCAAGGAGGCAGAAGCCGGCCAGGGGGCCCCUGAGCAAGGUUACUCAGCGUCCAUCUGGGUGUUCUCCACCAUCAGCGGCCUUAUCACCCUCCUGUCGGACGGGACCAUCUACGGCAUCAAUCACAGCUUUGCACUGAUGCUGUUCGGUUAUGGGAGGACGGAGCUCCUGGGCAAGAACAUCACUUUCCUGAUCCCUGGUUUUUACCGUUGCAUGGACCUUGUAAAUGAGGGCUCCUUACCACUGCCAGACCUGGUCAGCCGCCUGGACAUGGGAAACCGGAGUGAGCCUGGGGAAACGACCGUGGACCCCCUGCAGGGCUGGAGCACGGCUGAGGAUCCAGGGGUUAAUGUCAUGCUCGCUGUUGACCACAUGCUGCCCCUAGACAGGACCCCAAAGCCAGCGGGAAGCCAAGAAGUUGUCACAGGGAUCCAGACCCAAGUGGACACUGGAGUCCGGCUCCCUUCUCCCCUCUCAUCUCUGCCCACUCUGGGGGGGGACAGCAUUCCAGGAGGAAGCCCACCAGCCCAGGAACAGUCAUUGCCUGAGGACCAGGGGAACAUUCCAGAAAGAAGGCCACCAGCACAGGAACAGUCAUUGCUUGAGGACCAGUGUAACAUUCCAGAAAGAAGCCCACCAGCCCAAGUAUCGUCAUCGCCUGAAGACCAGCAGGACACUGUCUUGGAGAAGCAGGAACAUACAGGAACAGAGAGCCUCAGACAGGAGCUUUUGAGGGGAAGCAGGUCUGCCUCAGUGGACAUAAGACCCUUUGCUUCCUGUGAAGAUUCUGAAGCUCUGACCCCAGCUGAGGACAGGAGCUGGGGUGAAGUGUGUGACCUGUCCCAGGAAGCACAGCUGGAGUGCAUGGGUUUGAGCACUGCCAACCAUCAGGCUGAUGCUGCGGGACAGCUAGCAGAGGUGGGCCUCCCAGUGCUGCACCCUGGGUAUGGGACUGAGUGGAGCACACCCCAGGGGAGCCCAGCUACAGUCGCCUGUCCCUCGGGGCCCUCGGGGACAGCGCAACUCUCACUUUCCAUACCUUUGGAGGAGCAGUGGCUGGGAGCACAGGAUGACAGGGAGGAGCUGCAGACUUGCUUACUGAAGGAGCAGCUGUCCAAGUCGAGCUUUGGGAGACCUCAGGAUAUCUCCUCCAUUGAGCUGGUCCCGGCGGAGCAUACUGCCUUCUCUGCCCCUGUGUCGCUGUGUGACCUGGGAGGCAGAGACCUGUACAGCGGCCACUCCGGCAGCUCCUCAGCCUGCUAUGCCCUAGCCACAGACCUCCCCGGUGUCUUGGACACAAUGGAGGCCCCAGAGGCUGAUGGAAAUUCCUUUUUAUGGAACCUCAGGGAAGUGUUUUACAGCCGGUGGACAGACCGAACUUCUUCCAACUGUUCCUGUGCCUCAUCUGAGCUCGUGGGGACGGCCUCCCCUUCACUGGCUGGCUCCGAUGUGGAUGUGAGCACUUUGCAUGGGCACAGGGCAGAGGUUCUGGAUGACAGGGAACUGUUGUUGCUGACUGGCACCUAUUUCAAUCUUGGUGAAGGCCGGCAGUUCUGUGAGACCCAUCUGGGCCUCAAUCAGACAGAACCAUCUGACACCUCAGAAUGUGAAGACGUGAGUGGCCGAGAGAGCCCUGGCUGUGUCCUUCCCAGUUUGGAGUCCAGCCCCAUGGACAUGUGCCCGUUAGAAGAGCCCAGGUCAAGCAUCCAGGUCACCUCCACACCUGUGAGAGGGGAUAGCUCGGCGACAUCCGGGACCACUAGCCUGCAGCAGGAAAUCCAGGAGGGCACCUACUUGGGGAGCUGCUGCCACAGAGACGGCUCGCUGCUGAGUGUUCAGUUUGAGGUGAAGCGGGUGGAGCUCCAAGGCCCUGCUCCCCUGUUCUGCUGCUGGCUGGUGAAAAACCUCCUGCAUGGCCAACAGGCCUCGGCCACUCACACCCAACUGCUGCUGGCCAGCCUGCCCAGCUCCACGCACUCCGCGUGUGAGCAUCCUGGACCCAGCCCAGGGGAGAUACUUAGAAGCAGACCGUGGUUUGAGGAGCCCCCCAAGGCAGGGGAGUUGGAGGGGCUGGCAGCCUGUGAGGGUGCAUACUCUCACAAGUACAGUACGCUGAGCCCACUGGGCAGUGGGGCCUUUGGCUUCGUGUGGACUGCUCUGGACAGGGAUCAGAAUAAGGAGGUGGUGGUGAAGUUUAUUAAGAAGGAGAAGGUUCUGGAGGAUUGUUGGAUCGAGGAUCCCACACUUGGAAAAGUUACGUUGGAGAUAUCGAUCCUUUCCAGGGUGGAGCACGCCAACAUCAUCAAGGUCCUGGACAUAUUCGAGAACCAGAGCUUCUUUCAGCUGGUGAUGGAGAAGCACGGCUCUGGCCUGGACCUCUUUGCGUUCAUCGACCACCACCCCAGCCUGGAUGAGCCGUUGGCCAGUUACAUCUUCCGACAGCUGGUGUCGGCAGUGGGGUAUCUCCGCUCGAAGAGCAUCCUUCACCGGGACAUCAAGGAUGAGAACAUCGUCAUUGCCGAGGACUUCACCAUUAAGCUCAUAGACUUCGGCUCCGCUGCCUACUUGGAAAGGGGCAAGCUGUUCUACACCUUCUGUGGGACAAUCGAGUACUGUGCGCCUGAAGUUCUCAUGGGGAAUCCUUACAAGGGUCCGGAGCUAGAGAUGUGGUCCCUGGGAGUCACGUUGUACACGCUCAUCUUUGAGGAGAACCCCUUCUGCGAGCUGGAGGAAACCCUGGAAGCUGCAAUAAACCCCCCGUACUUGGUGUCGGAAGAUCUCAUGAACCUCAUGUCUGGGCUGCUGCAGCCUGUCCCCGAACAGCGCACCACCUUGGAGAAGCUGGUGACAGACCCUUGGGUUACCCAGCCCGUGAACCUUGCACACUACACCUGGGAGGAAGUGUGUGGAAUAAACAAGCCAGAAAGUAGAGUCGUGUCCACUGUGAGUCUGGAGGUGGAGAGCAGGAGCCCCAAUGAAGUGGCUCAGCAUCCGGAGCUGGCGGCGCCCCCUAAUGGUCCUCAUCCAUUCAGGAAAAGUAAUUCUCAAGAUUGAGCCCAAUUCACCUAAAAACUCAUGUGCAUUUGAUAAAUGCUAGAACAAAAGCCAGUGGUGCUAUAUUAUUUUAGGUUUAUAAAAUAGACAUGGAGUUCAUUUUUUUCAUGGCCUUGGGAAAACAUUGUAGAGUUCAGUACUAUGAAAGGACUUCGAAUCUGUGAACUUCUGAAAAGCAUAAAAGCAUUUUCAAAUUCUCUCUUAUUUCUGUAUAUAUCCAUAUAUUUUGUUUCCUCUGACUCAGUCUAUGCUUAUCUGAUAGGUAGAAUUUGUAGAACUGAUGACCAGGGCAUUUCAUUAAUUUAUUUCCUUGAACAUUUUCCAAAUUAAAGCAAUUUUGUUAGUAAAAAUUA